This is a messenger RNA of Oncorhynchus tshawytscha (Chinook salmon), 1142 nucleotides long. RefSeq lists its product as uncharacterized. Gene Ontology annotation, molecular function: protein binding. The transcript has 8 exons. The record is from RefSeq and is a predicted model, not a curated record. Lineage: Eukaryota; Metazoa; Chordata; Actinopteri; Salmoniformes; Salmonidae. The coding region runs from base 264 to 1142 and encodes 292 amino acids.
GUCGUGCUUGUGGACAGCAGGUAUGCUUCAUGUCGUGCUUGUGGACAGCAGGUAUGCUUCAUGUCGUGCUUGUGGACAGCAGGUAUGCUUCAUGUCGUGCUUGUGGACCAGCAGGUAUGCUUCAUGUCGUGCUUGUGGACAGCAGGUAUGCUUCAUGUCGUGCUUGUAGACAGCAGGUAUGCUUCAUGUCGUGCUUGUGGGAUGUUCUAUUCUUUAUCUGUGAAACAUUCUUUGCAUGUUUUUCUCUGCUCUAGAUAAGUCAGAUGCAGCACACAGUGGCCCAGCCCGUCUGGGUGACAGACAUGGUCUGCCUGAGCAACAUCAACCAGCUCUCCAUCUCCUCCACAGGGCGAGACGUAGAAUUCUAUGACAUCAGUGCCAGUAAGUGUGACAUAGUGUUCUCCCUGUCGGAGCUGGAGGCCAACGUGGAGGUGAUGGACUACUGGACAGAUGGUAAGAGAGGAGUGUACUCCAUUGGGGAUGCCAGUGGCACCAUAUACAUCUUUGUCUCCUCUGAUGUGGUCCAUAAUGGCCUGUUCAACAGUGCUGCCUUCAAGACAGGAACAAACUAUCGCAUCCCUGUGUCAGCCCUGCUCAAAAACACCUCCAGCUCAUUUCUCUGCUUUCGAGUCCCCAGCCACAAUGACUGGAUCCACCAGAUCCGCUACAUCCCAGAGUUGAAUGCCAUCGCCACCUGCUGUGCGGCAGACCAAACUUCCAUGAUCCUGACCACGCUGCCCCACUCACGCAAGUGUAAAAUUCAAACUGCACUCUUUCACAUGCAGAAGGGAAUUCUGUGUUUUGACUACUCACCUGAGCUCAACGUUCUGGUGACUGGAUGCUUCGAUCGGGUUGUGAGGGUCUGGAACCCCUAUGUGACCAAUCAGGCCACAUCACAGAUGAAAGGUCACAGCACCAUCAUCACUCACAUCGCUGUCAACGGCAGAGACAACAAGAUCAUCAGUGUCUCCAAAGACAAGAAUGUGCGGGUGUGGGACCUGCAGGACAGUGUCUGCCUCCAGAACAUCCAAUCCAGGAACGUCAACAUGGGCUGCUUCCCCAUCACCAGCACCUACUAUAACCACACCAGUAACACCAUGGUGAUGGCUACGUACCUAGUGUGUGUUCGUUAUUGCCUUUAA